Cylindrotheca closterium is the source of this 351-nucleotide messenger RNA. The record is from the annotation of a GenBank genome assembly. Lineage: Eukaryota; Bacillariophyta; Bacillariophyceae; Bacillariales; Bacillariaceae.
AUGAUGAGACUAUUUGAUUUUGAAGUACCGAUUGGUAUCAAGAUGGACUGGGUUUCUAUUCCGUACACAGGCCGAGCAAAGUACGACGAACGGUCCCCCGGAGUGACUAGUCCACAUUGUUUCACUCGGAGGAUUCAUGCCAAGAGAGUUGAUUGCACUUUGAGGUCAAUUCUCCACCCAGCAACUGCAAAACCUGACUUUCCAUUUGCAGCACCGGCCACCUAUAUCAGUGAUUGGAAGUUGGCACAACAAGGUUUGCUGAGUGUUAAGGCCUACGGUCCGGUGAAGGAUGCGAUCCUUACCUUGAUCAGCAAGUUACAGGAUUACUACAUUUUGACGGAGGUUCUUUAA